AGCUUGGAGGGGACGAUGAAGCCACUCGCCAUGGCUCCGCUGACACAGGCGCUGCCUCUUGCCUGCCUGCUGCUGCUGCUGCUGGGCAGUGCCCCGGGUGCGGAUGCCCAGGCAGGCUUUGAGCUGCACCAGCCCCAGAAGGAGGUGUUUGUGAGAGUGGGGGAGACGCUGACCCUGAUCUGCACCGUGACUGCAGGGGGUCCCCUUGGCCCUGUGAAGUGGCUGAAGGGCUGGGGCAGUGACAACAAGACCAUUUAUGACCAAAAAGACCCCUCAACCUGGGGGAAGAAAGCAGUGAAUGGGUCCAACACAAACUUCACCAUCCUCAUCAGGGACGUCCGCCCUGAGGAUGCCAGCACCUAUUACUGUGUGAAGUUUCGCAAAGCAGCCACCGGUGAUGAUGAGUUGUAUCGGCAUGGCGAUGGCACAGUGGUGUCGGUGCAGGCCAAACCUUCCAAACCAAUCGUGUCCGGGCCCAGUUACCGCGUGCAGCCAGGGUAUACGGUAUCCUUCACCUGCAACUCCUGGGGGUUCUUCCCCUGUAACAUAAGCGUGAAGUGGUUCAAGGACAAGACCCCGAUUCAGUCUCAGCUGCGUAAAGUCACCCCUGGGCCAUCGAACUUCACCUACAGGCUGUCCAGCACGGUGACGGUGACGCUGCAGAAGGACGACAUCCGCUCAGAGCUCACCUGCCAGGUGCUGCACACCACGCUGACGGCCCCGCUGAACAGGAGUUACCAUCUGAGCCAGAUCCUGCGAGUUCCCCCCAAAGUGGUCCUGGAGCCUCUGGGCCCCGUGGGGCUGAACGAGACAGUGAGCUUCACCUGCGACGUGCAGGGCUUCUACCCGGGAAGCGUGACCGUCACCUGGCUGGAGAAUGGGAAGGAGAUGAACACGGGGAGCACCCCCAGGCCUAUUGAGACCCCCGAGGGCUUGUUCAAGCUGAGGAGCACGGUGGCGGUGCAAGCCGUGCCGGAGAAGAACGGCUCCGUGUUCACCUGCCGGGUGGUGCACGAGGGCCAGGACCCCCUCAGCAGCAGCGCCACGCUGUGGGUCGAUGCCUCAGGCCAGCAGGGACGCAGCUCGGGAGGUGCCCAUCUCCUGUCCAGCCCCGGCCUGUGGCUCUGCAUGCUGCUUGACAAGGCGAUCCUCGGCCUCGUGCUCUUCUUCCUCUUCAAGCGCUGGCAGGCCUGAAGAGAGGCCAGGGCAG
Anas platyrhynchos (mallard) is the source of this 1210-nucleotide messenger RNA. Lineage: Eukaryota; Metazoa; Chordata; Aves; Anseriformes; Anatidae. The record is from RefSeq and is a predicted model, not a curated record.